AUGAAAUCCAAGAAUUUAUGCGUUUUGUGGUCUCCUUACUUAUCCAUCCACCAUAAUUUUGGAAAUUAAAUGUUAAUUUAUAUAUAUAUUAUCUUGCGAAUAUAAAAUUUUAUUUCAUUUAGUUCUAAUUUAAAUCUCAAUCCUAGAGAUUUUCAAAAUAAAUAAUUAAAAAUGAAAUCAAAGUCAUAGAAAAAGCUCGUAUGUGUAGAACCAAUUGAUGAAGCAAAAACAUAAGAGCUGGUCGUUUAUUAUUGGAAUUAUGGAUGGGGGAAACAUAUGAAGAUCAAUAUUCAAAUAGAAGUUAGUUAAGAUAAUUAUAUAUUAUAUUAUAAAGAUGGAGCACUCUUAAAAAAGUAAUUUAUCAAUUAGUUCUAUAUAGGGAUGAGCAUAAACCACAAUAUGAGAUUAUUAAAAAUUGGUUUUAGAUCUAAAAUUUGCGUUUUAUUGGCGAUUACCAAAAUUUCAAAAAAUUUGGUAAAUGGAUUGCGAUUUUCGAUGGCAUUGAAUUAGGUGCUGGUUACUAUGAUAAUGGAUUAAAAAUAGGAUAAUGGAAAGAAUAGUGGAAUAAUUAUUCAAAGUAAAUUUUACUUUGUAUUUAAUAAAAGGUUAGCUUAAAAAAUUGAAAAAGGCUAAUAUUCUGAGAAUAUAAAGAUAGGAAAGUGGAAUUAUUUUUAUAACAACAAAUAGAUGUAUAAUAUUUACAAAUUAAUAGUGGUGGAGGAUUAUACGAUUAAGAAGGAGUCAAAAUUGGGAAAUGGAUUGAUACUAAUGAAAGAUUUCAAGAAUACUCAUAAGUUACUUAUGCUGGUGAAUAUAAAUUUGGUAAAAAAGUUGGGAUGUGGUAUAUAUGGAAAAGAUAACAUGGAAAUUCUUAAGAAAAUAGGAUUAUGUAGAUCAAUAUUUAAAAUUAGUGGCUGUGGAUUAUAUGUUGAAGGAAUUAAAACAGGAUUUUGGAUUGAGAUAAGUGAUGGAUAUUCGAGCCGCUCUGAAAUAACAUAUACAGGAAACUAUAAGAAUGGUUAAAAGGUUGGUAGGUGGGAUAUUUGGUUUAAUAACAACGAUAGUAUAUAAGGAAAUACUAAAAUGUAAUUAGACAUAUUAAUAAUUCAUAAUAUUUAGUGGUGGCGGAUUCUAUGAUGAAAGAGGUGGAGAACUGAAAAUGGGGUAAUGGGUUGAUGUAAGUGAUGGAUUUUCUACUAUAUCUUAAGUAACAUUCAAAGGUGAAUAUAAAAAUGGAAAGAAAUUUGGUAAAUGGGAUAUUUAUCAUGAAGAACAACAAAAUGAUAUAAUGUAAUUAUUUAUUUAUUAAAAAACCAUCUUAGUGGUGGUGGGUUAUAUGAUGAAGCAGGCCAAGGAAGUAAAAUUGGGAAAUGGAUUGAAAUUAGUGAUGGGUUUACUAGUUUUUCUAAAGUAACUUAUCAGGGUUAAUACUAAAAUGGCCAAAAAGUUGGUAAAUGGGAUAUUUGGCAUGACUACCAAGGAAAUGACUAGAUGUAACCAUUUAGAUUUAUAAUAAUGUAUUAUAUUAGUGGUGGAGGAUUAUAUGAUAAAACAGGCCAAGAGGUUAAAAUUGGGAAAUGGAUAGAAAUUAGCGAUGGAUUUGGGGAUUAUUCUUAAGUAACUUAUGAGGGUUAAUAUAAAAAUGGGAAAAAGUCUGGUAGGUGGAAUAUAUGGUUUAGUUAUUAAGGGAAACAUAAAAUGUAAUAAUCCAAUUAACAAUUACAAUUAGUGGUGGAGGAACUUAUGAUAAAGCAGGGAAAGAGCUUAAAGUCGGGGAAUGGAUAGAUGUCAGUGUUGAAUAUUCAUCAGAGGCUUAAGUGACCUACAAAGGGAAAUAUAACUAAGGAAUAAAAGUUGGUAUGUGGGAUAUUUUUUAUAAACAGGAUGGAUAUGAAUUUAAAACUAAAAAUGAAAAGAUGUAAUUAUAAUUAACUUAUUUUAAAUAAUUUCAAAGUGGGGGUGGAAAAUAUGAUAAAGAAGGCUAAGGAUUUAAAAUUGGAAAAUGGUUAGAUAUUAGUGAUGAAUUUAGAGAAGGAAAUGAAAUAUUGUAUUAAGGUGAAUAUCAAAGUGGCAUAAAAGUAGGCAAUUGGGAUACACUGUUAAAAUAAAGUAAUUCCAAAGAGUAAAAGGAAAAAAUGUAAUUAAAUAUAUUUAUUCUCAUAACUUCAAUUUAGAGGUGGAGGAUAGUAUGAAGAGAUUCAAGGAUGUAAAAUUGGGUAAUGGGUUGAAAUUUGUGAUGAAUAUUGGUUGCAUAAAGUAACUUAUAAGGGCGAAUAUAGAAAUGGGAAAAAAAUCGGUAAGUGGAUGAAAAUUGAGAUAAAUAAAAAAAACUAUAAGAAAGAAGAAAGAGAAGUUCAGUAUGAUAAAUGAAUAUUAUCAAUAAUAUAAAAC
Molecule: messenger RNA, 2391 nt
Organism: Paramecium octaurelia
Lineage: Eukaryota; Ciliophora; Oligohymenophorea; Peniculida; Parameciidae
Source: the annotation of a GenBank genome assembly